Molecule: messenger RNA, 1282 nt
Organism: Didymodactylos carnosus
Lineage: Eukaryota; Metazoa; Rotifera; Eurotatoria; Philodinida; Philodinidae
Source: the annotation of a GenBank genome assembly
UGUUUUCUGAUAGAGUUAUCAUCAUUUUUCUGAAGCCUUUGAAAAAGUCACAUUUGUAAUAUAACGUCCCAAAUGAUGAUAACUCUAUCAGAAAACAUGGCGAAGAGCUGAGAGCCAUCUCAUUUUGUAGAGAAAUCUUUACGCUACAAGAAUGACUGUUUCAAAAGUUUAUCAAGUAAUGAAUGAAAGUAAAAAUAUAUUUUCAGCGUAAAGUAACAAACUUUACAAAAUUGGUAUCUCCACAAUGGAAGGCCUUGGAGAGUGGGAGUGGUCUUAUUUUGUAGGGGACACUUUACUCUAUAAUGCACAAUAUUUAACUCCAAAAUUAAAAUAAAUUCUACAAUAAUGAGGGGUUACCUUAAAUUUUCUCGGAUGGUACACAUUAGAAUUCAACAAUAUAUACACCACUAGAUAGAGGAAGUCUUUCUCUACAAACCUACAUAUAUCUCGUUCUGUAGUGAAAAAUCACCGUGAAAUUUAUAGUCACCUGUUUCAUAUAAAAAAAUGCGUUGGGUUAUCUGAGUAUAACUCCUAUGCCAACCGAAAGAGAAUAUAAGAUUCGAAUGUUAUCAAAACAGUGACAUUGUAAACAUUUUGUUAAGUUUCUUCCUUCAAGAAUUUUAGGGUUAUUUCAACAAGUAACUGACAGACCCUGUUGAAAUUAUACUUGUUGUUUCUUCUUUCGUUCUCUACUCUAUCAUUGUCAACCUUCAACAACCCUUUCUUUUCUCUUCUUGAUAAAAUAUUUUUUUAUGUUAGUUCAUGUUAAUAGUUUCUGUAUUAUGCUGUUAGUUGUUGUCUGAAUCGAACACAAAUUGUAUCCGUUACAAUUUCAUCAUCGUGGCCAGGUUCACUUGUGUCCAUUGAUGAUGAAUUACGACAUCGUGCACAUGGAUCAUUCAUUGUUAAACCAUACUAUAAACCAGGAAAAAAAGGAAUUGUCGGCAUUAUGAGUCAUGAAAAGAGCGAAAUGCAUAAAAAAUCAAUUGAUAUCUCAAACGGACAAUUAACAAGAAAUGAUAAUAAUACCGUCGCUGCAAUCCUUAAUACAGUUAAUAUGAAAGAUACAACCAAAGUUUAUUUAUGUACACUAGCACGAACAUUUUUAUUCGUAUUAAGUCAAGAAUUUGCAUUCUUUGGUUUUGAAGAUUUCGUUAAACUUCAAGCAUCGAAUUUGUCAAAACUAAUUACUACCUGGUUGCCAGUAGCUAACAACAAAAAAUUAUAUUGGAGUGGUGAAAGUCGAUCAGAAUGGUUAUUAUGUAUAAAAUCAUGGAUUUGA